Messenger RNA from Bacillus rossius redtenbacheri, 1608 nucleotides. RefSeq names its product 43 kDa receptor-associated protein of the synapse homolog. Gene Ontology annotation, cellular component: neuromuscular junction; plasma membrane. Bases 1 to 1608 code for a protein of 535 amino acids. The transcript has 9 exons. The record is from RefSeq and is a predicted model, not a curated record. Gene Ontology annotation, molecular function: acetylcholine receptor binding; protein-membrane adaptor activity. Lineage: Eukaryota; Metazoa; Arthropoda; Insecta; Phasmatodea; Bacillidae. Gene Ontology annotation, biological process: positive regulation of neuromuscular synaptic transmission; synaptic transmission, cholinergic.
AUGUCCUGGGAGUCCAUCGCGUCGCGGGAGUACCUCAGCGGCACCGCCAGCCACCAGCUGUCGUCGACGGCGCUGCUGCCGUCUCCCAAUGGCUCCAAGCACCCCCUGGACAUGUACGAGUUCUCCGAGGACAAGCUGCCCGGCGGACUACGCCGGCAUGGCGGGCCCUCCAAGCCCUCGAGGGCCUGGUGGGAGUGUCUGGUGGGCUGCCGGCGCCGGGUGGACCAGCAGAUCGCGCGCAGGAAGGUGGAACAAGGCGUGCGGCUGUACAACCAGCACAAGAAGCAUGCGGCGGUCGUCAAGUGGAAAAGUGCUUUGAAAAUUAUCCACAAAGGUGACGACAAGUUCGCCCUACUUGGCUACCUCUACCAAGCCUACAUGGAGUGGGGUAAAUACAGGGAGGCGCUGGAACUGGCGCACCGCCAGCUCGGCCUGGCCGAGGAGGCGGAGAGCCCCAGCCUGCGCGCGCAGGCCUACCUGGGCAUGGCGCGCGCGCACGAGCGCCUGGGGCAUCUGGAGCGCGCGCUCGCCUACGCGCGCCACUCGCUCUACAACGAGUGCGACGAGUGCGGCACGGCGGGGCACGUGCACCUCGCCAUGGGCAGCGUGCACCUGGAGCUGGCCAGCUUCUGCAAGGCGCUCGAGUCGUUCCAGCGCGCGCACAAGGUGGCGCAGGCCAUCCAGGACCCGGCGCUCGAGCUGCAGGUGUACGUGGGGCUGUCCGAGCUGUUCGGCAGGCUGCAGGACGCCGACAAGAGCGCGCGCUACGCCGCCAAGGCGUACGACCUGUCGCGCAGCCUGCAGCUGGGGGACCUCAACUCGCGGCACCACCGCGCCGCGCUGCUGCAGAUGGCGUCGGCGCUGCGCAAGCAGGGCGAGCUGGGCGAUGCCUACGACUACUGCCGGGAAGCAACCAGACUAGCAGUUGUGUCAGGAGACCAGUCAGUUUACACCAAAAGCAUGCGAAUUAUGGGCGACAUUUACAGAAAGAAGUCUGAAAUGAGCAAAGCCUACCGCCAGUACGAGACCGCCACGCGCUCCGCGGCUGGCAUCGGGGACCGCCUGUGCCAGAUGGAGGCCAUGGACGGCGCCGCCAGGUGUCUGGAGGCUCUCCGGGUGCAGCAGAAGAUCUGCAACUGCCGCCCGCUCGAGUUCAACACUCGCCUGCUAGAGUUCGCCGUGUCCCUGGGAGCGAAGCUGCUGGUGCGCACCAUCAGGCGGCGACUGGGCCACAUCUACCGCAGCCUGCGCGACGAGGAGCACCAGGCGCUGCACGAGCGGCUGGCCCAGUGCCUUGAGGAGGAGCUGGAGUUGCAGUGCGGCGCCUGCAGCCUGCCCUUCGGCGUGGAUGCUGACAGCCUGGAGGCGCUGCCCUGCGCGCACAUCCUGCACGCCAGGUGUGCACAUGAAAUCAUCAAGAGACGAGACAAGAAAAAGAAACGCUUAUGCCCAGACUGCCACCGCUCUAUAAGCUCGCGCCUGUAUCUAUACUGUGAUGACUCUCACUCUCUGAGCUAUCAGCACCGGUCUAACUUCAGCCUCGCCAGCCUGAGCCUGCGCGCCAGCAACCUAACACUCGCUAGCAAUCAGGCCACGUCAUCUGUGUAG